Oldenlandia corymbosa var. corymbosa is the source of this 3838-nucleotide messenger RNA. The record is from the annotation of a GenBank genome assembly. NCBI's taxonomy places the organism in Eukaryota, Viridiplantae, Streptophyta, Magnoliopsida, Gentianales, Rubiaceae.
AUUAUAUUAAAUAGUAGUACGGCCCGACAAAUGCAAACAUAAUGUGGGUGAGUUUCGGAAAGUUGAUUCGGUGGAGGCAAAAUGCGAAAGAGGGCCAGAAUCGGAGUAGACUCCCCGGCGGCUUCGGUGGUGAACGUUUGGAAACGAGAGGUCGGCGAGCUCUCCACCAGAAACUUUGCUCGUCGCUUUGUGGCUUCUGAGGAUCUUGUGCUUCGACUUGGUAUCCUCCGGAAGUUAGAAAAGCACACAGGUUGCGUGAAUACCAUUAGCUUUAAUGAUGAUGGGAAUAUUCUUGUUACGGGUUCUGAUGACAAGAAAGUGAUAUUUUGGGAUUGGGAGAGUGGCAAUGUUAAACUGUCAUUCCACUCCGGUCACUACAACAAUGUUUUUCAAGCUAAAAUCAUGCCAUACUCAGAUGAUCGGAGUAUUAUAACUUGCGCUGCUGAUGGGCAGGUGAGGCAUGCUCAGAUUCUCGAGAGUGGAAAAGUGGAGACUAAGUUACUAACAAAGCAUCAGGCACGAGCUCAUAAGUUAGCCAUUGAACCUGGAAGCCCGCAUAUAAUUUAUACUUGUGGCGAGGAUGGAUUGGUCCAGCAUGUUGAUUUGAGGACUCAAGCUGCUACAAAACUUUUCACCUGCCAUUCCCUACGGGAUAGGAGUUUCAUGUCAGUCAUUUAUUUGAAUGCAAUUGCCGUUGAUCCAAGAAAUCCCAAUUUGUUUUCUGUUGCUGGAGCAGACGAAUUUGCUCGGCUUUUUGAUGUCCGAAAAUAUAAUUGGAACGGGUCACCUGAAUUUGGUCAGCCGGUUGACUUCUUUUGCCCCACACAUUUACUUGGUGAUGAACACAUAAGCAUCACUGGAUUGGCAUAUUCGGAUCAGAGUGAACUUCUUGUAUCAUAUGCUGAUGAGUCCAUAUAUCUUUUCUCCAAGUACAUGGGACUAGGACCGAACCCGGAACUACCUUCUCUUCUGUCUAGUGAUAGCGAUAGCGAUAGGGAUGGGGAUGCACCUGAUAUGGGUCAGGAUCGCCUGGGGGUUUCAUCUCCAAGAGAGGGGGAAACCAACGUAGUGGCUGGUCCCCAAGUCUUCAAAGGGCACUUGAACCGUGAGACAGUCAAGGGCGUGAAUUUCUUUGGGCCCAAAUGUGAAUAUGUAAUGAGCGGGUCUGAUUGUGGUAGGAUAUUUAUCUGGAAAAAGAGGGGCGGGGAGCUCAUUCGUGUAAUGGAGGCAGAUAAGCAUAUUGUGAAUUGUAUUGAGGCUCAUCCCCAUAUCACAGUGCUUGCGAGCAGUGGAAUUGAGAGUGACAUAAAAAUUUGGACUCCUAAAGCCGUGGAAAAGGCUACUCUGCCAACAAAGCUUGAGAAGGUUUGUAUUCGUUACUUACUACUCAGUUUAGACUUAAUGUUUGUCGUUUAGCCCCAAAAGAAGGGUGUAAAAAUGAAACAAAGAACUUAAAACAAAAUUCAAAAACAUAAAAAUAAGCCUCAUUUUCUCUUUUGCUGAAAACAACAGCCGAGCUGCUAAAUCCUGUGUAGCAAUAUCAUUUGGCUGAAUGAGGAUAAAUGAACAUUUCCAAAAUCCAUGGGCUGUUUCAUAAUCUAAUUUUGCUGACAACAUUUGAGCAAGACCUUUACCGACUGUAAAUCAUUCUUGCAUGAGUUUGCCUCAUUAAGUUGACAAUUAACUCUUAAAAUUAACAUUUCUGAAUGCAUAAGUUAAGUUUUAGCCCCUUGGCGUACAUCGGUGCUCUAUGCUGUGAAACAAGUUGAUGAUGCUCCCAUCAGUUCUGUUAAAUCUGUUUUCACAGGGGGUGGGGAUUGCUUUCCAUCUAUUAAACUUUUCACUGAACUUACCUGUGGCAUCACUGUCUUUUUGGAUUCUUUUGGCAAAAUCAUAUGAUUGGGGAUUGAUUUGUGUUUCAGAAUGAUAAACUUCUUCGUCGAUAUGGACUAUGCUCUAUAUCCCUUCUGUAGCAUCUCUAUUCUGCUUACUGUUGUAGUUCAUGUGCUGGUCAAUAUAAUGGUCAUCCUGUGAUAACCUGGAGAGGUUUAUCUAAUUUUGCUGCUGAUAACCUGACAUACUUCUUUGGAUAAGGUACUGAUUCCUCGUCGAAGGCGUUACUUUCACCCUGGUGGAUUUGAUGAAGUCAGGGAGUAUUUUAAUUUUGCUGGUAGCAUUUAUGAAGUUGAGGAGGAGGGGUAUAGUAAUAAUACUGACGAUGACAACUCAUACGAUGAUGAGGAUAGUGAAGAUUUUUUUGACGAAGAUGAUGAUGACGACGACGACGACAAUGAUGAAGAUGAUUGUGAGUCGAUGGAUGAGGAUGGAGAUGAACAAGAAGAAGGAGAUGAGGAUUUCUAUGACAGUAUAAUUAAUGACGAUAAUGACAAUGACAGUUCUCAUAAUGAUGAUGAUGUUGUUGAUGUUGAUAGCUCCUUAGAUGAUUGACUAUGUCAGAAUGAUCAUUAAGACAUGCUGGCAAUAAUGAUAGUGUGUAGAGACUUAAUAUAAUAAGAUGGUGAUGGUGGUGUUGUUGCAUUUUACCAUGCUGAUGAUUUUUCUGCGCUUUGUUUUUUUCUUUUCCUUUCUGUUUCCAGAGGAGGCACAAGACAUGGCCCUCGACCUAUUGUACUCUUUCUCCCUUCGACUUGAUGCAGCAGUUGAUGCCCGUGCAAAGGUGGAGGGGUAUGCCUGAAAACAUGGAGGUUCCAGAGGUAACACCAGAGCAGCUCCAACUUAUUCUGACAUUUAAUGUGAACAGUGACGUUUCCACCGAUGAAGAUGGUGGAGACAUCACCACCACGAGCGCUGCUACUGCUACUGGUGAAGAAUGAGAAGAAAGCAACAUUCUGGGGUGCAAAACACAGAGGUUCAGAAAUUGUACAUACAUAGGAGAAUAAGUUGAAAUGUCAUUUGACAGGAAUGAGGUUGGCAAUCAAGCAGUAUAGUUUGGACAUUGUGGAUGGUAAUGAUUUUUUAGUGGUUUCCUCAUCAAUGUUGUUUGUUGUGUGCAGUAAGAUGAUGAUAUAGAAAGUAAAAAAGAAAUGAAAAUGUGCGUGAGAAGAUGCAUGUUGUAGGAUAUCUCGCAUGACCCUUUUGGAUGGUAAUAUCUUCCAUCAAUUGUUUACCAUACGCUCGGGAUAGACGGAGAGAGGUUGCUGGGAAGUUUUUGCAGUUAAUUUAGGUUGGGAAUUGAAUUCAGUGACCUCUCAACGCAAUGAUAUUUUACCGUCAGGAGCAGGAUAGGUGAUCUCUUUACGGGUUAAAUCGAGAACUGUGUGAAUUAGAACUUUGGUUUGGUGGCAAGUUUUGGAAGAUUAGGUUAAAGACUAACAGCGCAGAUUAGAAAAGUUAUUAAACCCAUAAAAUCAGCUCUCCGGAUCACAUGAAAUGAUGCGUAAAGAUAAUGGCACUUUAAAAGUGUAAGUUAGUAUUACUAGUAUAUACCCACUUUUUAUUCGAAAAACAAAACACGAUCAAGAGGAAUUUAAAAAGUGACAGCGCACUAGGUCGAAAGUCUUCUUAUUUACUAGAAACUCUAAAAGCAGGAAAAAUCGUUCCCAUUUUUAGAGAGCGGUGAUGAUGUUGAUGUGUCAGAACGUGAAGGACACACACACACACAACACAGAGUCACCCUCAUUGACGCAACAAAAGUGAACCCCAACAAUUCUUUGUUUUCUAAGUACUACCAUACCAUUACAUACAUAAUAAAUAAUCUUGAAAUUGCUACUUUGUUAUUUAUCUUUUCUUUUCUUACAAAUUUACGUUAAACACUUUAGCACCAAUGACAACUAACUAAACAUUACUCUUUUUGGACUGGGUUUCAUUUAUGUUUCAU